This is a messenger RNA of Heterocephalus glaber (naked mole-rat), 1167 nucleotides long. RefSeq names its product CD320 molecule (gene Cd320). Gene Ontology annotation, molecular function: protein binding. The record is from RefSeq and is a predicted model, not a curated record. Lineage: Eukaryota; Metazoa; Chordata; Mammalia; Rodentia; Bathyergidae. Gene Ontology annotation, cellular component: plasma membrane.
UGACCACGCCCCGACCUGCGCAUGCGCAAGCGGGAGGAAUAAGAGCGAGGCCCGGGCGGCGUGCUGCCGGCGCUGCUGUUUGGGCGGUGCAAGUAGCGGCUGAAUGGCACGGGGCGGAGCACUGCGAACUACUGUUCUGAGCCUGGCGCUGCGGCUGCUGCUCGGCCUCCGACUUGGCUUGGAAGCUGCUCCGACCUCAGGCCUGACCCGGACCUCCGCCCAGGCCCCAGCAGGCUCCUGCUCACCGCCCAACUUCCAGUGCCGCACCAGUGGCUACUGCGUUCCCCUCACCUGGCGGUGUGAUGGCGACCGGGACUGCGCGGAUGGCAGCGAUGAGGAGGAGUGCCGGAUCCAGCCGUGUACCCAGAACGGGCAGUGCCCACUGCCCCCGGAUCCCCCUUGCUUCUGUGACAGCGUCAGCGAUUGCCCUGGUGGCACCGACAAGAACUUGCAUAACUGCAGCCAACGGCAGCCCUGCCCGCCAGGCCAGCUGCCCUGCAGGGCAGGGGACACCUGUGUCCCACACACGUGGCGCUGCGACAGUCACCCGGACUGUCCAGACGCCAGCGACGAGCUCAACUGCGAAAGCAAGGAGACCCUUCAGGAAGGGCACACCACGACCAUGGGGACCCCCGUGACCCUGGAAAGUGUGGCCUCUCUCGGGAAUGCCACAGCCUCCUCCCUUGGAGCCCAGUCUGGAAACCCAAGUGCCUACGGGGUCAUUGCAGCUGCUGGGUUGCUCGGUGUCAGCCUGGCCGCCGUCACCCUCCUGGUUGUGUUCCAGCUCCGAGCCCAAGGGUCCCUGCGGCCGCUGGGCCUGCUGGUGGCCAUGAAGGAGUCCCUGGUGUUGUCAGAACGGAAGAGCUCGGUGCUCUGAAGAUCUCUGUCACUGUUGCCCCCUGUCGCUCGGCUCUGACUGCCUGCAGCCAGCCUGAGGGAGACCGUGGUGAGGACACGCAGGCAGCGCCCCAGCCCUCAGGAACUUGGCUGUCCUGAGCAACUAGAACUGCAGAGCUGAGCUCUUGCAGAUGUGGCCCCAAGGCUGGUGUCCCCGGAUGAGGAUGGAGGAGGAGAAGGUGCCGCAGGUGGAACCAGGCUCAGAUGUCUUUGUGCACUCAUACUCCUGCCACCUGGCCAGGGUGGGGAUUAAAGCCCUGCACAUCCUCA